GCAAAUGUGCGUGUGUCGCGCGCGCGUGUGCCCGUGUACAGCAGCUGCAGCGGCGGUGUGCGGUUGUCGUGCGCAUUAUAUAGGUACUAGUACUUACUUCAAUAUUAUUAAAAAUUCGUAUUGUUUUGAUAUUAAUAAUAAUAAUAUUUUAUAAUAUUGCGUGUGCGGUUUCGCGUGUCUGUGCGACGAGUGCUGUGCCGACGUCAGUGUGUGUGUGUGUAUGAGUGUGUGCGCUCGCGAGUCGACUAUCCUCGAAAAGUCUGUUGUAUUUUUCCUACCAUCAUAACAUUUCCAAGUGUUUUUGGGUGAGCGCGUAUUUCGCUUUUUCUAUCACCGGCGAGGUAGAUUUUCCGGGUUCCAGUUUCCAUAUCCUCGUGGCCGUCUACAUAUAUACAUAACAAAGUAUACGAUCCACACGUCAUUUGAUCUACGUGGAAUGAAAUAAUAUAACUGGAAACACCACGCAGUGUUGCGCGCGGGUGAACUGAACCACCCGGUGUGACCGGUCGACGGUGGCGAUGACGGCGAUGGCGACGACGACGACGCCGUGAGUGACGGAUCAGUCAACAUCAGCAGCAGCAUCAGCAUCAGCGAGAUUGAGAUAUGUCGUCGUCGUCAGGAGAGCCGCAAAAAAGCCGACGGGUGUCCAGCAACCUGUGCCGGAGCGCGUCCGCGUCCCUCGGCCACUUGGACAGGCGCCGCGGCGACGGCAGCGGCACGAUGACGGCCGGAAGCUGUGACGAUGGCUGCGGCAACGCGUCAUCCGUCGGCGGCCGCGACGACGACGAUUACGGCCACGGGGGCCACAAUUGCGGCCACGAAGGCCACGUUUACGGCCACGACGGACACAGUUACGGCCACGGCGGACACGGUUACGGCCACGGCGGGUGCGACGGCGGGUCCACAUCCGGCGGAGGCAGCGGCGGUGGCCACGUUCUGCGCCGUCACCAGUCCGAGUUCGGGUCACUGAACUGCCUGCACAACAGGCCUCGCACGCUCAUGGAGUCUCUGCUCAUCGCCAAAAUGGAGAGGGCCUCGCUCAACGGCGGCGGUGGUCACCAGUACGGCUCGCACCCGUCGCUGGUGCGAACUGACUCAAUCGGCUCGACCAGUUCUCUGGACUCGAUGUCGUCGAUGAGCAGUGACUUGUGCCGGUGCGACGACUGUCUGCUGGGCAUCUCCGACCUGCUGUACAUCAACACGUCCGGGUACGAGGGACGCCGCAGAAAGCAUUCCGGAUGGCGAAAGUUGAGAAACAUUGUUCAAUGGACGCCGUUCUUUCAGACCUACAAGAAACAGAGGUAUCCGUGGGUACAGCUAGCCGGACACCAAGGCAAUUUCAAAGCCGGUCCGGAACCUGGAACGAUCCUCAAGAAACUUUGUCCCAAGGAACAGUUGUGCUUCCAAGUGCUUAUGAAGGAUGUGCUGAGACCGUACGUGCCCGAGUACAAGGGCCACUUGACCACCGACGACGGAGACUUAUAUCUUCAGCUAGAAGACUUGUUGGGUGACUUCACUUCACCGUGCGUCAUGGACUGCAAGAUCGGCGUCAGGACGUAUCUGGAAGAGGAACUGGCUAAAGCCAAAGAAAAACCCAAAUUGAGAAAAGACAUGUACGAGAAAAUGAUUCAAAUCGACCCGAACGCACCGUCGGAAGAGGAACACCGACUGAAGGGUGUGACAAAACCGAGGUACAUGGUUUGGAGGGAGACGAUUUCGUCGACUGCCACGUUGGGUUUCCGGAUCGAGGGGAUCAAGAAAAGCGACGGAAAAUCGAGCAAGGACUUCAAGACGACAAAGAACCGGGACCAGGUGAUCGAAGCGUUUCGAGAUUUUGUCGCAGGUUUACCGCACGUAAUCCCCAAGUACAUCAGCCGACUGAGAGCGAUCAGAGACAUGCUGGUGGAGUCCAAGUUUUUCACCACGCACGAGGUCAUCGGCAGCUCGCUGCUGUUCGUGCACGACAGCAAGAACGCCAACAUAUGGCUUAUCGACUUCGCGAAGACGCUCAUACUUCCGCCGGACAUCCGGAUCAACCACACGUCCGAGUGGGUGGUGGGCAACCACGAGGAUGGGUACCUGAUCGGCAUCAACAACCUGUUGGACAUAUUCACCGAGAUGAACUCGUUUCCCGUCACGCUCAUCGAAGUCACGGCCCCGUCCGAAGUCGCCUGAACGCCGUCGACCCGCGCC
Myzus persicae (green peach aphid) is the source of this 2193-nucleotide messenger RNA. Its product is annotated as inositol-trisphosphate 3-kinase B-like. The coding region runs from base 604 to 2175 and encodes 523 amino acids. The transcript has 9 exons. Gene Ontology annotation, molecular function: inositol tetrakisphosphate kinase activity; inositol-1,4,5-trisphosphate 3-kinase activity. The record is from RefSeq and is a predicted model, not a curated record. Gene Ontology annotation, cellular component: nucleus; cytoplasm. NCBI's taxonomy places the organism in Eukaryota, Metazoa, Arthropoda, Insecta, Hemiptera, Aphididae. Gene Ontology annotation, biological process: inositol phosphate biosynthetic process.